Molecule: messenger RNA, 2086 nt
Organism: Nerophis lumbriciformis (worm pipefish)
Lineage: Eukaryota; Metazoa; Chordata; Actinopteri; Syngnathiformes; Syngnathidae
Source: RefSeq, a predicted model, not a curated record
UUAAGCAGGGUUGCAUGAGGUACCUACACAUAACGUUACGUUAGACAAUGUAUCACACACAGUAACGUAACGUUAGUCAAUGCAUCACACACAGUAACGUAACGUUAGUCAAUGUAUCACACACAGUAACGUAACGUUAGUCAAUGUAUCACACACAGUAACAUUACGUUAGUCAAUGUAUCACACACAGUAACGUAACGUUAGACGGUGGUCAGCAGCACCGCGUAUUUUAGCCACCUACAAAAAGACAAACAUAGUCAAAUAAAGGUCAGUUAAAAUGUAUACUAUAUUAAGAAUAUGUGUACAUAUUGCAUAGGGUCCUGACAUCUAAAAAGUACAACUCUGUUCAUUGUUAUGUUCAUAUAUUUGUUAUGUUUUUCAUGUGUACGCACACAUAAACACACAUACAGUAUGAGAUGAGAUCAAUGAGACAAGGUAAGAACAGGAUAGAAACUGCUGUGGAACUAGUUACAAUGCAAUAUGCCUGUUGGAAUAAUUGUUUGUAAGUUAUCACAAAAGAAAUGUUGUAUUAUGAAUGCUGUAUUUCGAGGCCUAACAAGAGGAAGAAGGCUCGUGAAACGCCACUGUGAUUUCAGCACGGACAGAUGGCAGGAUGUGCUCAACUCCUGGAGGAACUCUCUUUGAAGUGUUAAACGAACUCUCUUUGAAGUAAUUCACAAACUCUCUUCCAACUAUUUGGUCAACGCUAUUUACGACACGCUGCCCUCUUGAAGUCACUGUGGACAGGAGACGGGAGGGGUUGUCCAUUGUCCUCCAACACCUGCCCCGGCUGGAUCCAGGAAGAGCCCAAGCCCGAGAAAAUCCUCUUCUUGGACUUCAAAGCGACCGAAAACAAUGACUCUUUUACACACUUACCAAUUCCUGUUGUGACAUAUGUUGGUGCGUGAACAUGGAACAUCUGAAUUAAAAGAGGAGACGAGAACCUUCUUCGUCAGAGCAUGGUGCAGGACUGUGCAGAGAGUACAGCGGCCAUGUCUUUCCUCAAUAUUGAGUCCAAAUUUAAUUCUGUCUCUGUUUGAUUCCUUGCCUUUUGUCUUGUGUAACAGAUGUCCUGUGUUUGAACGUGACAUCUAAUUGGUCCUUUGAGCCGGAUUCCAACACGUCUGACGAUUCCAGCAUGAGUGAGUGAAACCAGAAAGACCAUGGCAUCCAAAUCCUGAUUGAGGAACUGCUUUUUCUUCAUUUCGGGCUGGAAUUGAAAGACUGACGGAAAUCCAAGGACAAGAGGAAGGAACGCAGAGAGCAUGAUUCACACGCUGCAGUAUUUCACCACUACGUCCUCUCAAGUUCCAAACUUCCCAGAGUUUGUGGAGGUUGGUUAUGUUGAUGGAGUUGAGAUUAGUUACUAUGACAGCAACAUCAGGAAAACAGAAUCCAAACAGGACUGGAUGAACAAAAUCACAGCAGAGGAUCCAAAAUACUGGCAGAGAGAAACAGAGAUGAGUGUUCAUAAUGAGUUAAUUACCAAACACAACCUUGAAGUUUUUAAGAAGCGUUUCAACCAAACUGGAGGUGUUCACAUUGUCCAGUGGAUGUCAGGAUGUGAAUGGAAUGAUGAGACUGAUGAGGUUAAAGGUUGGCAUCAGGAAGGUUAUGAUGGAGAAGAUUUCAUAUCGUUGGACAUGAAGACAUGGACAUUUACUGCAGCAAAACCACAAGCUUUCCCUGACAAACUCAAGUGGGACCAGAACAUAUUUCUACUAAACCACGAAAAGUAUUAUUACACUGAGCGUUGUCCUUCUUACUUGAAGAAGCAUGUGAAGAAUGGGAAGAAGGUCCUAAUGAGAACAGGUAGAAGCACACCUUGUACUUUCACCUUUUAACAUGUUAGCACUCCCCCUAUAGGAACAUUACUGACAUUACACUCUGUCUCUUUAUACUCUUUUCUCUUUCUCUCACCUUCUCUCCAUCUUUACCUCCAUCCACAUCUGCUCUCCAUCUUUACCUCCAUCCACACCUUCUCUCCAUCUUUACUUCCAUCCACACCUUCUCUCCAUCUUUACUUCCAUUCACACCUUCUCUCCAUCUUAACUUCCGUUCUCAUCUUCUCUCCAUCUUUACCUCC